AUGGCCGCAGGACUUGAUGCGAUGCAGUUAUACAUCCUCUUUAUAUUGCUGGGCUCACUGUGCCACUGGCUGCACUGCAUCCAGCUGCAGCAUUUGUCAGAGCAUCCAAAGUUACCUAAAGACUUGCUGCUGCAACUCCUAGAGCGCAUUCGCCUGGAGCGGGACUAUGAUACCAUUGUGGUCUAUGGAAUGCUGCUCGCUCAGGGCAGCAGCUGGCAGAAUUGGAGCUUCACCAGCAAAUCGCUGCUGCUCAUCUGCAGCUCGAAUGCCGAGCAGGAGCAGAAUCGCCGCACUUUACUCAAGCUGCAGCAGGCACGACGAUUGGUCUAUCUGGAGGCAGGGAAGCAACCGACGGAGGUCUGUGAGGCCUACUUCGAGCGGGAGCAGGUUAAUGUGGCCAUGCUGGAUGCAGAGGGUAAACUGUAUAGCUGUCGCUGCUUUCAGCAGGAGAAUUAUAUACAGCUGGCUCUCAACUCAAUGACAGAGACCACAGCCUUGGUGAAGUUAAACUACGAUUUCGACAAAGAAUCAGAUUCCAACUCCAAUCCCCACUACGAUUCAAUAUAUGUGGAGCAAUUUGCCAACAUGCGCGGCUUGCCCAUCAGAACUGAGCCGGAUCAAGAAGGUCCACGUGCUUUUGUCUAUCAUAAUCCCAGCACUGGAGAGUAUGAGAUAAAAGGGUUCCUUUCGAAUCUGAUCACAUCGUUUGCAGAGCGAGUGAAUGCGACGGUGAAGUUACGCGACGACAUUGGCCUAGGCCAGAAAAUGCACUUCAAUAAUAUCAUGCAGCUCGUUAAACAGAAUCAGCUUGACAUCGCGGUCGCGCUUGCCACCACCAUGGAAUUUGGCAGACAAGACUAUCUCACAUAUCGCUACAUGCACAGCUCGUAUUGCUUUAUGAUUCCAGUGCCAGCUCAACUGGACUACAAGGAUAUCUACAUAGCUAUCAUGCAUCCUCUGGUAGCCUGCGUGCUGAUUGUCUUAUUUGUGAUCUUCUCGCUGCUGUACAUCUAUAGCCAGGACUUGAACUGGCGCAGGUUCAGCCUCAUCGAUAUGCUGCUCAACGACCGCUGUCUGCGCGGUCUGCUGGGCCACGCCUUUCCGAUGCCCGCCCAGCCUAGUCGGUAUCUAAAGGGGAUUUGUAUGCUGCUCUGCUUCGCUAGUAUCAUGACGACGACCAUGUACGAGUCCUACUUACAGUCGUACUUUAUUCAUCCCCCGCACGAGAUGAUGCUGCGCAGCUACGAGGAUAUUCUCAACUCUCGCUACAAAAUUGCAGUGCAGCGCGAAACAGCGCUUCACUGGGUGUUUGAAAAGUUCAACCUGACCACCACCAACGCCCAUCACGUCGUCCUCUUCGACGAUUGGCAGGAGUUCAUUCGAAUACGGGAAGCGUUCAAUGACAGCUUCAUUUAUCCAGUCACCGAUCUACGUUGGUUCUCCCUGGAAGAGCAGCAAAAGUAUUUCAGGGGACCCGUUUUUUACUUCUCCGAGGAUGUUUGCAUCAAACGCUUCCUGCUACUAGCGCUACCCGUGCGUCUCCAUCUACCCUAUCGCCAGCUCUUCGAACGGCAUAUUCUGGCCAUGCAAGAGUUUGGCAUUUUGCAGUUCUGGAUGGCCAACAGCUUCAAUGAGAUGGCUCGCUUAAAAGUAGCAUCGCGGAAGGAUUAUAGCCAUCCCGAGGAACCAGAGGGCCAAUUGUAUAUCACAGAUCUGACCCACAUUCUUAUAUUCUACUUAGCGGCUCAGCUAUUGGCUUGCAUUUGCUUUGUCCUCGAGCUGUGCUGGGCGAGGAUUUUUGGUAUUAAAUAA
This is a messenger RNA of Drosophila navojoa, 1812 nucleotides long. RefSeq lists its product as uncharacterized. The record is from RefSeq and is a predicted model, not a curated record. Lineage: Eukaryota; Metazoa; Arthropoda; Insecta; Diptera; Drosophilidae.